Molecule: messenger RNA, 691 nt
Organism: Nasonia vitripennis (jewel wasp)
Lineage: Eukaryota; Metazoa; Arthropoda; Insecta; Hymenoptera; Pteromalidae
Exons: 4
Coding region: 297-671 (124 amino acids)
Source: RefSeq, a predicted model, not a curated record
UAUAUGAUUUUGAGACAUUAUUCGAAUGCCAUUCGGCGAGAUAUUUAUUUAUAAGUUUCAAACUUAGUAAAAUGGUAGAUAAUUACAUAGCGGAGGGCACUGAUGUCCUAGUUUUUCAUAAUUUUGCUUUUAUUGUUUGUUAUAAGCAAAUUAGUUACUUUUGUCGUGUGCUAUUUUGUGUCGCGAAAUCUAGAUUUGAAUUGACUUUGAGAUCCCCUUAAGCGCGCUUUAAAAAACAAAAAAUUCAUUAAAAUAGUAUUUCUAAAAAGUUAAUCUUUUAAUUUGUUUCGUAGAAAAUGGGAGGCCCAGAUGACAGUAAGAAGAAAGUGGAAGAGUUGGAAAAGAAGUUAGCUGAGACCAUGGAAACCAUCGAAAAACUGAAAGAGAAGUUUGCAGAAAAACCUGAAGGCAAAGGUGAAGAGGAGAAGGCUGAAUUAGGUAAAAAACAAGCAGGCAAUCUUCCUGAUAAGCGUGCUGGACGUCAAGAACGAGGUGGAAAGUGGGUCAGGCGCAGACAAUAUUAUGCUGUCAAAAGGCAUGAACAAUGGCUGAACAAAGAAGCAGCAAGAAGACUUCAUGAAACUGAAAAGGAACGCAUUCGUCAAGAAGAAAGAGGUAUUAUAGGAAGCACAAUUAUGCGCAUACUUGACAUAUCCCGCUGGAAAAAGUGAAUAGAAAUCGAUUAAAAUUC